UUGGUCGGUUCUUAAGAGAGGACGAGUGAGGUUGAAGCAGGUGGAGUGCAGCAGCAGGUGUGUGUUGCUGGGGGGCGGUGGAGAUGCUUCUUUCCCCUAAGGUCGGGGGUGGAAUUUGGCUCUGGGACAGUAGCUGGAAACUGGGGCAGUUAGAGAAGAUGAGCAGGGGACAUCCUCCUGGGCCCCCAGUGUCUUUUGAGGAGGUGGCCGUGUUCUUCACGAAAGAGGAAUGGGCUCUGCUGGAUCCAGCCCAACGAGCUCUGUACUGGGAGGUCAUGCAAGAGAACUAUGAGACUGCAGCCUCCCUGGGACUUUGGGUGCCUGGACCAUUCCUUGAUUCGCAGGACCACCUAAGAGAAAUGGGUUUCCUUCACAGUUCUGAAGAAUCCGGAGGGUGUGUGGGUGUCCCCUUGUCAGCAGGAGACACACGAGGUACUGAGAGACAGGGGCAACCGGGAGAGGUGUCUACAGAACGAGUAGAGGAUCUGGAGGUGGAACCUUGGGAUCGAGAUGGACCUCCAAGGCAGCUGAAAGGAAAACAGAAGGGAAGAAAGGAACUGGUUGCAUGUCAAGGCAGAAACAUGGACGAAAUCCCAAUCCUAGGCCAAGAAGAAAAGGGAAGAAAUAAGUGGCCCAAGACAGGGGUAAGGUUCAGCUCCACAUCCAAUGCUAACAAAGUCCAGAAGAUCCAAAUAGGCAAGAAAACAUAUAACUGCGUGGAGUGUGGGAAGAGCUUCUGUCAAAAGGGUAACCUUACUUUACAUCAGAGGAGUCACACAGAGGAGAAGCCAUAUAAAUGCCCAGAAUGUGGGAAGAACUUCUCUCACAGUGGCAACAUAACUAAACAUCGAAGAAUUCAUACCGGGGAGAAGCCAUAUAAAUGUUUGGACUUUGGGAAGAGCUUCAGUCAGCAGGGUAACCUUAGUUUGCAUCAGAGGAUUCACACUGGCGAGAAGCCAUAUAAAUGCUUUGAGUGUGGAAAGGACUUCAGUCAGCAUGCACACCUCAUUAGACAUCGCAUGAGUCACACGGGAGAAAGGCCAUGCAAAUGCUUGGAGUGUGGGAAGAGCUUCAGCCUGACCAGCUUUACUUUACAUCAGAAGAUUCACACAGAGGAGAAGCUCUAUAAAUGCUUAGAGUGUGGAAAGAGCUUUGCACAUAAGCGUAACCUUACUUUACACCAGAGGAUUCAUACUGGGGAGAAGCCUUAUACAUGCUUAAAGUGCGAAAAGAGAUUCACUCAGAAGGGUAACCUUACUUUACACCAGAGGAUUCAUACCGGAGAGAAGCCCUAUACAUGCAUAGAGUGCGAAAAGAGCUUCACUCAGAAGGGUAACCUUACUUCACAUCAGAGGAUUCACAGAGGAGCGAAGCCAUAUAAAUGCUGGGAGUGUGGACAGAACUUCUCUUGUAAUGGCAGCAGAACUAGACACCAAAGGAUUCACACAGGAGAGAAGCCAUAUAAAUGCUUUGAGUGUGGAAAGAACUUUUCUUAUAGUAGCAGCAUGACUAAACAUCAAAACAUUCACAGAGGAGUGAAGCCCUAUAAAUGCUUGGAGUGCGGAAGGAGCUUCACUCAGAAGAGUAACCUUACUUUACACCAGAGGAUUCAUACUGGGGAGAAGCCCUAUAAAUGCUUGGAGUGCGGAAGGAGCUUCCCUCAGAAGAGUAACCUUACUUUACACCAGAGGAUUCAUACUGGGGAGAAGCCUUAUAAAUGCUUAGAGUGCGGAAGGAGCUUCACUCAGAAGGGUAAACUUACUUUACACCAGAGGAUUCACACAGGAGAGAAGCCCUACAAAUGCUUGGAGUGUGGAAAGAGCUUCAGGAGCAGACACCACCUUACUUUACAUCAACAUAUUCACAAUGAGAAGUAGCUAUUUAAUUGCUCAAAUCGUAGCAUGAGGUUUUCUCAUAAAUCAGGCCUUAAUCAACAUAAGAAGAUUCACAGAGGGAAGAAACUGUAAAAAUGCUUGGAAUGUGGGGAAACUUUUUGUCCCAGUCCAAGGUUUACUCCUCACCAGAGAAUUCACAGUACAGGGAAAACUUCACAUUGAAGCGUUUACACAGCGCAGGAGUCAUCUAAAUGCUGAGACUGAAGUUGGUUUUCUUGUACUUAUGUGGAUUCCUGCAGAGAAAUUGCAUUAAUCUCUUUUUUCUCCUCCAUCAAUGAGUUACAGCAUAAAGAGGAAGACAAUUUCAUAGCUGUCUUUCCUGACUGAAUAGGAGCCUGCCAAUUCCACCUGCAACUGGAAUAUUAUAGAGGGAGUUAUUUCUAUUGAUCAGCAAUCAGAAUAGCCACUGUGUGCUGCUGUAUGUAAAAUCUUUACCUUGGGGUUUUAUUCUUUUCUUGUGGGAAGCCUCCUUGUGAGCUCUUUCAGCUAAGAACACGGGAUGCAAAUAGCCAUGAUUUUUGAAAAAUUAUACUCAUAUUUUACAGUCUGCUAAAUAUUGGCCUUCAUCUGUCUACUCCGGCUGAUUCUUCUCACUGUAGCUCAAAAGGGACCUUGCAGAGCUGGUAAAGAGGGCCAGAAGAGGGCACCCAAGAGGAUUAAGAGACAGUGGGGAAAGAUUGCAUUUUCUGUCCUUUCUAAAAUACUGAGCUCAGAGGGCACCCAGUAAACUUGAUGGGGAAUAGCUCCAGGAUGGGCAGAAGGACAUAGAAUGAAAGAUUAAAUUAGGGAGUUCACUGCCAGUGAAUGGCCUUAAAGGGCCAUUUUUAGGCAAGUUUGUAGAAGACCAAGCCAUCACUAGCUACAAGGGAACCUUCAUGUAUAGAGGCAGUCAUCCCACUGCCAGGAGGCAACUUUUUGUUGGUUCUCUAGAAGAACUGAUUGGCCACUGCAUGAGUCAGGAUGCUGCACUCAAUAGGUCAUCGGUCUGAUCCAGCAGGACUCUGCUUAGGCAUUCUGCUCUGCAAAGUUUGUUUCCGUUUCACCAUCAGAACCACUUAAAUGAGAGAAAAGCUCUCUGACUCCAGGAAGGCAUCCAGUUUUGUAAAGCAGAGGUGGGAAAUAGGAAUGCGUGUUUUCUUUUUUUUUUGCAUGUUUGCUUAUGGAUGUUCAAUUAUGUCAAUGGCUGAUGGAUACUAAAUGCCAUUUUUAACAUUGAAACGCUUUAAUGUUUGGAUGUUCACUGCUAAAGGACCCUAUUUUGGGUGGAAAGCCAAUGCAGAAACGUUUUAAAUAAAGAGUCAAGCAAG
Molecule: messenger RNA, 3202 nt
Organism: Heteronotia binoei (common prickly gecko)
Lineage: Eukaryota; Metazoa; Chordata; Lepidosauria; Squamata; Gekkonidae
Product: zinc finger protein 135-like
Exons: 4
Coding region: 84-1877 (597 amino acids)
Biological process (GO): negative regulation of transcription by RNA polymerase II; regulation of cytokine production; regulation of immune system process
Source: RefSeq, a predicted model, not a curated record